UUAAAGAAGCUAUGCAACAUGAUAAGUCAGUUAACUCACUAGCAUACACAGGCAUGAGGAAGUUAAAACACAACAAUGGCCCGGCAAAGCGAUCAGUGAAAUCUAAUACUGCAUCUAAAACGGAAAAGGCCCCUCCGAAACUCGAUUCGAUAGAUGACGAUGACCAAGGGUUCGGGGGUUGGCUAAGAUCGACCGAAGGCGUGGAGAAUAUGAGACUGUUCGUUAUUGCGAACACCAUUGUUCUGCUCACAACUCUCGCGUACCCUCACAUGCAACUGAUGAUUGAAAUUAUAUCCGAGGCGGUUUACGGCCCGGACGGUAUCUUUUAACAUAUACAAGAAUAUAAAGGCAUGAAACAUAUCAAUUUUACUGCAAAAAGCAAUAAAGGACUUCGCCGAGCUCUAUGUUAACGUAAUAUUUGAAAUGAUAAGUUCAAUGGUCGUGUUCUGUCUAAUCAUGUAGACGAGGAGGAAAACCAUUCUUCUCGGAACCCUAUUAUAAGGUCAGACCGAGUUUCACGUACGCCCAUUUGUAUUGUCUUAUAUUGUUAAUUGUGUUGACUCAGCGUGAAAUAUAUCAGACAUGACUUCGAGCCGGUAUUUGGACAAUUUUUCUUGAGACAUACAAUAUAAUAAGGUUAGAUAAACUGCUUCUAUUGAAUAAAUAUAAUACAAUUUAAUAUCUAAUGAG
Messenger RNA from Pararge aegeria (speckled wood butterfly), 690 nucleotides. RefSeq lists its product as uncharacterized. Lineage: Eukaryota; Metazoa; Arthropoda; Insecta; Lepidoptera; Nymphalidae. The transcript has 4 exons. Bases 12 to 329 code for a protein of 105 amino acids. The record is from RefSeq and is a predicted model, not a curated record.